GGGCGCCCCCGCGCGGAGGGCGCGGAACGCGGCGGGUUUGGGCCGAAACCCGACAGAAAAGGGCAACGCGGAGGGGAGGAGCGGUCACCGGUGGCGUCACGCCUCGUCCCUGGCGGCUCGCUGGCGUCACUCCGGCCACCCCCUCCACCGAGGAACAGAAUGAGCCAGGGGGGCUCAAACCCAGCCGCAGUUCCACACGCCGCUGAAGACAUUCAGGGAGAUGACCGGUGGAUGUCACAGCACAACAGAUUUGUCUUGGACUGCAAAGACAAGGAGCCCGACGUGCUCUUCGUGGGUGACUCCAUGGUGCAGUUGCUGCAGCAGUAUGAGAUAUGGCGAGAGCUCUUCUCACCACUUCAUGCAUUGAAUUUUGGGAUUGGUGGAGACACCACAGGACAUGUUCUAUGGAGACUGAAGAACGGUGAACUGGAGAACAUUAAACCGAAGGUCAUUGUUGUUUGGGUUGGAACAAAUAAUCAUGAAAACACAGCAGAAGAAGUAGCAGGUGGAAUCGAGGCUAUCGUGCGCCUGAUAAACACUCAGCAGCCACAGGCCAAAGUUAUUGUACUGGGCCUGCUACCUCGUGGAGAGAAGCCAAACCCGCUGCGGCAGAAGAAUGCCAAGGUGAACCAUCUGCUAAAAGCCUCGCUCCCCAAACUGCCCAACGUUCAGCUGCUGGACGUGGACGUCGGCUUCGUGCACUCAGAUGGCACCAUCUCGUACCACGACAUGUUUGAUUUCCUGCACCUGACAGGAGGGGGCUACGCAAAGAUCUGCAAACCCCUCCAUGAACUGAUCAUGCAGCUGCUGGAGGAGACCCCCGAGGAGAAACGAGCUGCCCUGGCCUGAGUAGCCGAUGUCGGCGUUAACAGCAUCAUCCAGCCCAUCAGAUCAGUUCUGUCACUGGCACUACAGAAUCCUUCUUUCUUAAAGCACUUUCCAUUGUAGAAUGUUACCGGAUGUUCGUACCUAGUGUUUUGAGGGGGAAGGCUAAUGUUUAACUGGUCUUGUACAUAUGAGGGCCGGCUUGGUUGGUUUUAUUGCAGGAGGAGAUUAGCUGAAGAAGAGUUUUACUUUUAAACCAUUCCUCAUUUAAACCGAGAACAGGACUGUCACUCUGUGCCCCUCUCAUGUCUUGUUGCUCUGUGGUUGUCCUAGAACCCUCGUAGCCUGUCUCUGACGGCCCGCGCACAGCUCCUGGCUCACCGCUCCUGGCUGUAGGGAUUGUGCUCUGUGUAUUAGCCUGUGAACAAGAAUCACAUUCCACUUGCAAAAGCCAGAACAGAUGCAUUUUUCCAAACUCGGUCCCACCUUUUAAAGUUUUUUUGGGGUUGUUUUUUGUGGCUCGUUUUUCUUUUUCCUGGGGGGGUUUAAGUGACACGUGUUGCUUUCUCACUCCUCCUUUCUGAAGCAGCAUGAAACUGGAAUUCAGAAAUGUAAAGAAACAGUUAACCGAACUGGUGUAACACUCCCAGGUGCUUGUUCUUGUGCUUAUUUCACCAUGCCCACUAGCCGGGACACCUUCCUCCCCCGUAGCUUUCCCUGGGGGCAGUCUCGUUCAGGUGCUGCUGGCUGUCCUGUUCUCUGCUCCUGUCUGUGUGUGGUGUCGCUGGCUUUUAACAGUUGCUCAGUUGAGGAUUUUAAUUAUCCAGUAAACACCGCGCAAGGCAGUCGCUUCCUCGCUACUCUAGAGCUGACAUUUCAUUCCUCCGAGAUGCCUGUGCCGCAGGGCUCUUUGCAGUGCUGUUUGUUGUUCUUUUCGGUUUUUUUAAGUAAGACUGUUACAUCCUUUUUUUCUAAAGGAAGCCCAUAUGAAUAGCCCCUGUCUGCAAGGCCUAAAUCAGUCCGAAGCUUUACAGAUUCCAAGGUGUAUAUUUCUUUAUUGCUUCUGUUUUACUUGUAUAAACAUUUUAUUCGAGCAACUACAGCCUGUUGCAGUAAAAAGCGAAGUCAAGGCGUAGCUUUUCCUGCCCUGGACGCUGCUCCUCGCCUCUAGCCAAGGGAGCCGGAGGGGCAGGUGCCCUCCUACAGGGGCUGCCACUAGGUGGGAUUUUGGUUUGGUUGGUUUUUUUGUUACGAGGUCUGGUUGUAGUCUACUAUGAUCGUAUGAAAACAGCCUUUCGUUUAAAAAGUGAAAGGUUCUCUUUUUCAGAAAGAAACCGGUUUGGACCCGAAAGGCAGAGCCCUAGAUGACUAGAUAACUCUACUUGCAAAUCAAACCAUUUUAAACAAAGUCUGUUCCUCCUUGGCUUACCUGCCGGAGUCGGAGCUCGGCGGUGCUGUGCAGACCUCGUCGCGGUUUGCGCUACGGUCGCUGGCCGAGAGCCGCCGCCGCAGGUCUCUGCGCUCCUGCCCCGGUGAGCGGGAUGUGCGGUCACCGGGCUCGGCUCGGCAGGUAAACCGGAGAGGAACGGAUAGCUUUUCAGCGGGCCCUUCGUACCGUGUCCCGAGUGAGGGGUGUUUUGGUGUCCAGGUUGCUUGCUGUGCCCUGCUGCAAUGAAGUACAUAGGUACUGUAUAUAGUCUGUCUGCCCUUUUUUAUAAUAAAGGGUGCUGGUGUUUAAUGCAGUCUAUAACCUAGCAUUAAGGAAUACUUUAAUGUCCCCACUACAUUCCCCUCUUCCUGUAGAUUUGAUCAUAGCAGGAUUUCUGCCUGGAUUGCAUGCAUAGUGUGUGUUUUGUUUCCAGUAUAUGUGAUCUACACACAGAUGAAGGAAAGAUGAAGCGUUCCACUUGCCAGGAUCAGAAGUAGGAAGUUUCGGAGUGCCGCGGUAGAGGAGGGAUUAGGGUCCUACCCCCACAAACCAGACUAGGGACGCGCUGCUCCCCGAGGCUCGCUCGGCCUCUGCGCUCUGGAGCUCCGCUGCCUUGCAGGAUGGGCUUUAAGGGAUUGCGCUUCCGAUAAGAUGCUUGCUGGAGAAGCUGGGGCAAGGGAGAGUGGAAAAUGAAAGAUGAAAAAUAGGCUGCAGUGGAGGAUUCCUAGGGGAAGGACCUAUCCCACCCCCCGUGCACCCCUUUAGGGAGGCAGGAUAAGACACGUUCUGCUCCCGGUGAGCUUUUCGGGUUUCUAGGCUUGUGUGAAAAGGCAGUGUGGUAGUUUCACCUCUGCGUCUCUGCUUCCCUCGCCGCUGUCGCUGCUUUUGGCUGAAGCGAUGCUAACCAGGAAUGUACUCUCCAGUAAAAAGCCCUGACUCCUCAGCUCGGCACCCGUGCUGCCGGGGCUGUGCUGGGCUGUGAGUCAGCCCCUCUUGGCAGGGUGCCGAGUGGACCGAGAGGUUUGGCAGGCCCCGGAGCCUCGGCAGCGUGACCGGGGGCGGCUCUGCUUAGGCUUGGCGUGCCGAGGUGCCACGCGCUCUGCUUGGUUCAGUGCUCACUGCCCUCCUCCUCUGCUCCCGUAACCAUCUCAGGUGCUGCCGGCACCGCGUAAAGAACACGAGGCUUCCUCUCCGCUCAGGCUUCAGCUCUGCUUGUCGCUGCCUAGUAAGAAACUGUCCCGCUCACAGCUGCGAGGUUUUGUGGGAGGGCAAGGAGGGGUUCUCCCUGACCUAGUACUAAAAACCGAGCGCCUCGUCACAAGACGUGUAGAAAAGCUUUGGCUCCAGCUCUGGGUGACCGACGUCCCUUGGGGUUGGGGCCGGGCUCCCCCUGCCCGGCCAGCGGGAGCCGUGUCACUGUUAAGGGCUGGCUGGGAAAGAACCGGCCUUGGGGGGCUUCCCCCCUCCCUAAAGAACCCGGCUGCAUUUGUCAGCUCUGUGCCGGAGCCUGCUGUCUCGCCUGCAUGAGCACUGCCAGUUUCGUAUUUAUCGCGGCAGAGAAAAACAAAAGAUGUGAAAGGACAGAAAGAGUCUCUUGUAACUGGCCGGGGGGACGGGAGGAUGGCCGCAGGAGGGGACCUGCCAGGAGGAAAGCCCGUGCCAUCCGCCUCCCCCUGCGCUGCCCUGCCUGCAGGCGCUGCCCGCUCACCGCCCUGAGCCUUCCCGGGGCCAAAAAUUGUGAUUCUGCUUUGGUAAAAAUGCAUCGGCUGGUAGAACUCACUCUGUUAAUGCAUAUUUCGAUAUAAAUGUCAAUGUUUCACCCCACCGUGUUGCAGUGUGUGUGUGUGUGCGCCCAGGCGCCCGCGUCUCUCCUUCCCUCUCUGUGUUGGUGACUCGUUCUGUUCCGUUCCUGCGGGGCCGGGGAGCUGCUGCCCCACACCGAGCUGCCGAACCAGCCUCCCGCCAGCCUUCCCUGCCAAGGGGCUUCAGAGUGGACCCUCACUCCUCGCUUAAUCUCUGUUCUUCUCCCCGCUCUGCUGGGGGGCUUUUUGUUUGUUUUUCCUCUCCUUUCACCGUGCAGAGCUCAGAUCCUGUCCCCAGCCCUGUAAGCAAGGUUCCGCAGGUAAAGGUAACUGGUAUUUUGGCCCUCGACGGGACACCAGCUUGUAUUUGGUUUGUCUUUAAUAGCCCUAAAGUGAACAGGGAAAGCGCAUCACCACGCAACACAACUUACAGUCAUCCCAGCGGAGGCGGUAACUCGAGUUCCAACAGCAGUUUAGGAGUCGGUCGGAGUUCUGCUUCUAGCUCCUGCAUGGGCGUCCGUCUGUCCCCGAGCAAGUCGUUCCAUCUGCUGUCAGCGUCACCACCCGUAACCUGGAAACAAUGUGCAGACUCUGAAAAGUGCUUUGGGAUCCUCGGUGAGAGGACCUAUAGAAAUAAAGUGCACAAUAGCAGCAGC
Chroicocephalus ridibundus (black-headed gull) is the source of this 4712-nucleotide messenger RNA. RefSeq names its product platelet activating factor acetylhydrolase 1b catalytic subunit 2 (gene PAFAH1B2). Gene Ontology annotation, cellular component: cytoplasm. Gene Ontology annotation, molecular function: platelet-activating factor acetyltransferase activity. The transcript is spliced from 6 exons. The coding region runs from base 160 to 849 and encodes 229 amino acids. The record is from RefSeq and is a predicted model, not a curated record. Lineage: Eukaryota; Metazoa; Chordata; Aves; Charadriiformes; Laridae.